This is a messenger RNA of Sclerotinia sclerotiorum 1980 UF-70, 546 nucleotides long. RefSeq lists its product as hypothetical. The coding region runs from base 1 to 546 and encodes 181 amino acids. The transcript is spliced from 2 exons. NCBI's taxonomy places the organism in Eukaryota, Fungi, Ascomycota, Leotiomycetes, Helotiales, Sclerotiniaceae. Gene Ontology annotation, biological process: tRNA 5'-leader removal; intronic box C/D snoRNA processing; rRNA processing. Gene Ontology annotation, molecular function: RNA binding. The record is from RefSeq and is a predicted model, not a curated record. Gene Ontology annotation, cellular component: ribonuclease MRP complex; nucleolar ribonuclease P complex.
AUGUCUCCAACUCAACAACCGCUGUCCUCCAAAGACGAUAAGAAACCUAAAUUGCCAAGAUUAGAAAAGAAUCAAAGAAUUCAAAAGCGACCCCUUCUCCACCCACCAAUUGCAUCACCCCGCUCCUCCUCGGAAAAAGUUAUCUACGUCUCUCACAAUUCACAAUUCAUUGCCAUUGUAAAACGAGUUCGCAAAUACCUCGAUGGCGCGGAGUUUCGCGCUGGACCUACAGUUUUGCCUAGCACGGACAGAGAACUCAUGGAAGAAAUUGAGGAAGGCAUCAAACACUCCAGAAUGGGCAAGAAGGCUGGCGGCGGUAAAAGUGAAGAGGUGGUAAUGAAAGGAACAGGGAAAGCAAUUGAGAAAACAUUGAUGUUGGCGAAUUGGUGGCAGCAACAGGAAGGUGUGAGGGUGGUUGUCAGGACGAAGAGUAUAGCGGCUGUUGAUGAUAUUGUGGGAGUUGACAAUGCAGAUGAGGAUAUGGGAGAAGGUGAGAGUAGAGUCAGAAGAGUCAGUGUGUUGGAAGUGGCUGUUUCAUAUAUUUGA